This is a messenger RNA of Bufo bufo (common toad), 2645 nucleotides long. It is a transcript of the gene SLC6A6, whose product is annotated as solute carrier family 6 member 6. Gene Ontology annotation, molecular function: taurine:sodium symporter activity. The record is from RefSeq and is a predicted model, not a curated record. NCBI's taxonomy places the organism in Eukaryota, Metazoa, Chordata, Amphibia, Anura, Bufonidae. Gene Ontology annotation, cellular component: plasma membrane. Bases 142 to 1992 code for a protein of 616 amino acids. Gene Ontology annotation, biological process: sodium ion transmembrane transport; taurine transmembrane transport; neurotransmitter transport. The transcript is spliced from 14 exons.
UGAGUUGCGGUGAUUUUCCACCAUGACUCUGGGCGGUUAUCUGUUGCCCUGGAGCCGGAUCCUGCCUCCAGUGAGUGCUGAGCGGCUGCGGGAGCUGCACACCGACCCCGGAGCUGGAGCGCCGAGACCCCAGGUACAAAGAUGUCCAACAAGGAAAAACUGCAGUGUUUGAAAGACUUCCACAAAGACAUCCUGAAGCCGUUUCCAGGGAAGAGUCCAGGGACGCGUCCUGAGGAUGAGGCGGAUGGGAAGCCCCCGCAGAGGGAGAAGUGGGCCAGUAAGAUUGACUUCCUGCUGUCAGUGGCCGGAGGCUUUAUUGGUCUGGGCAACGUAUGGAGAUUCCCGUACCUCUGCUACAAGAACGGUGGAGGUGCCUUUUUGAUCCCCUAUUUCAUCUUCCUCUUCGGGGGCGGUUUACCUGUGUUCUUCCUGGAGGUUGUUUUGGGACAGUUUACAUCGGAGGGUGGAAUCACCUGCUGGGAGAAGAUCUGUCCAAUCUUCACAGGAAUUGGUUAUGCCUCCGUCAUCAUCGUGUCCCUCCUCAACGUCUAUUACAUCGUUAUCCUGGCCUGGGGGGUCUAUUACUUGUUCCAGUCCUUCCAAAGUCAGCUGCCAUGGGCCCUGUGUCACCAGUCAUGGAACACCGAGAACUGCGUGGAGGACACGCUCCGGAAGAACCAGACCAUGUGGCUCUCGCUGAACACCACAAACUUCACCUCGCCGGUGACAGAGUUCUGGGAGAAUAAAGUUCUUAGCUUAUCAAAGGGAAUUGAUGAUGUAGGUGUCUUGAAGUGGGACCUGGCGCUGUGCCUCCUGCUAACUUGGGUCAUCUGUUUUUUCUGUAUAUGGAAAGGUGUCCGCUCCACCGGGAAGGUGGUAUAUUUCACAGCCACGUUUCCGUUCAUUAUGCUUAUUGUGUUGCUGAUCCGCGGGGUCACCCUACCCGGAGCUUCGGAAGGGAUCAAAUUUUAUCUUUACCCAGACGUCAGCCGCUUAGGAGACCCUCAGGUCUGGAUUGAUGCUGGCACCCAAAUUUUCUUUUCCUACGCCAUCUGUCUGGGAGCCAUGACGUCUCUGGGGAGUUACAACAAGUACAAGUACAACUGCUAUAGGGACUGUUUGCUGCUGGGAUGCCUCAACAGCGGUACCAGUUUUGUGUCUGGCUUCGCAAUUUUUUCCGUCCUGGGCUUCAUGGCACAAGAGCAAGGGGUGGACAUUGCUGAUGUGGCAGAGUCAGGUCCUGGCUUGGCGUUCAUUGCAUAUCCCAAAGCUGUUUCUAUGAUGCCUCUGCCCACUUUCUGGGCAAUACUCUUCUUCAUAAUGCUUUUGUUGCUUGGACUAGAUAGCCAGUUUGUUGAAGUUGAAGGACAGAUCACGUCCUUAGUUGAUCUGUACCCGUCCUUCCUACGGAAGGGUCACAGGCGAGAGAUCUUCAUCGCUAUUGUGUGUAUCCUCAGCUAUCUUCUGGGGUUAACUAUGGUCACAGAAGGUGGCAUGUACGUAUUCCAACUUUUUGACUACUAUGCAGCAAGUGGUGUCUGCCUCCUGUGGGUUGCAUUCUUUGAAUGUAUUGCUGUAGCCUGGGUUUAUGGCGCUGAUAAAUUCUAUGACAAUAUUGAGGAUAUGAUUGGCUACCGACCAGGGCCAUGGAUGAAGUGGAGCUGGUGUGUGAUCACUCCUCUGCUCUGUUUGGGGUGCUUCAUCUUCUCUUUAGCCAAAUAUACCCCCCUGAUGUACAACAAGUAUUACACAUAUCCAGACUGGGCCAUUGGGCUGGGCUGGUUCCUAGCUCUGUCCUCCAUGCUGUGUAUCCCCUUGGUCAUGGUGUAUAAAAUUAUGCGCUCAGAAGGAUCACUAAUCGAGAGGAUUAAGUUGGUGAAGGCUCCAAGGGAGAUGAAUCGCUGGGCCAAGGAAUCUGAGGGUUCUACACCUUUCUGCCCAAAUAGCGGCCACAUGAAGCCCACACACGUCAUUGUGGAGACCAUGAUGUGACCCAGUGUCCAUCCACCCUCAGACCCGACCCUCACAUACUCCAUUCGGAAGUUUACUAACCCUCUCCUUAGAGUCAGGUUUAUGGAGAUGUCUAUUUGCACUAGAUUUCUGAUUGUCGGCUCUCGUAGAGAACGUUGUAUAUUAUGUGAGCGCAUGUGCGUAUUUUGUAUAAUUUUAUAAUGAGCCCCACGAUCUCUCUGUGCAGAGACGGACUCAUCACCAGGAGAUUUUAAACAGUGAAUUUUUAUAUAGUUCAAUUUUAAUGAUCUUUUAUCUCUGGUAUCUACCUCCAGUCCAUGUACACAAUGCUUUCUUCUCAGCAGAGGUCUACAGGCCGCUCUGCUCCAGCUGCGGGAAAGACACAGGUCCAGCUUAGGGUGUAUUCAGAUGGUGCAAUUGGGUGCAGGUUUUGUUGCGGUUUUUGCAGGUGAAACACAUUUAUUUCACACAUAAAACGACUUGAAAACUCAUCAGCUGGUAACACAGCAGUAAAACCACAUGCAUUUUCUUUCAGUGGCUCCAAGAAGGCAUCAAAACCACAGCACAAAAACCAAUUCUAAGGUCAUGCUUUCCUCAGCCCCUAUGGCAGGCAUGGCCAACCUGUGGCUCUCAAGCUGUUGUAAAACUAGAACUCCCACCAUCCUCUGCAGUAG